UUUCCCGACGCGUCUGUGCUUGUGCCAACUCCACUUGACGCGUCUCAAUGCGCGUCUUGAUUCAACGUCGGUUUCUCCGUCUUCCUUGAGCUGUUGGAAGCGCGAAUCCAUCCGACCACUGCAUCUCAUGUUUCAAUUGUCCACAGUGAACUCUGCCUCCCAGACAGCAAACGUCUAAUAGAGACUUGCAACGCUUCGCAGCGCCCCAAACAAGACCAUUCCAGCAGCCCGAGUGCUGCCUCUGUCUGAGCCGGCUUCAACGUGAUUCAGAACUCGAAGCCGUUCGUAGGCGGUGCUCUGACCUGCAUAUCCGCCCUCCUCAUCAAGCAAUCCCAUUGGGUCUGUCACCCUCCCGCCAGGGAUCUCGCGUCCAGCACAGACUCCGCGUCCAGAGCGAACGUCCUCCCGGUGCUGAAGGUCAUCAAGUUGGCCAUUGGACCCCACAAGGACGCCCGUCACCAUAUACUCUCGGGAGCUGCCCACUUCUUUUGUUGGCAAACUUCCUCCUUCUCCUCGAGUCUCCUGGUAGAGUACCUCCGCCCUCCAUUCACUCAACGGCAUUGCUUAACGCAGGCUCAGUCACUCAAGCACCUUUCUGUUGCCUGGAUACACAGCAUUCACUGUUGAGCCACGCACCUGUUUGUGGUCAAAGGUUCACCUUACCUUUUCGCGUCGUGCCUCUCAACCACUUCUGUAGCACACCAACACCAACACCCAGGCCUUGAAAACCGACCAGAAACCUAUUCCACGAUAUCAACCAUCAAUCCAACACAAUGGCAGCUCUAGCUCCCAUCAGUACACCUGCUCGGCAGCCCUUCGGCGUGCUCAAUGAUUCCAAGAUUCGAAGCCUGCAAAGCAUGAAGAACAGACAAAAUGCAAUCACUCCCAAUUCGGCACCUUGCCUCAAACGACGCGCCGAAUCCCCGGAGGGCGGGUCCGACAGCGAGAACAUUGACCCAAACAUCCUCCACUCAAUGAACAAACGCAAGCGAGCGGCCUUUGACGACGACGUCUCGGUCGCCAAAGCCCAACGGUUCAGCUUGAACGUCAAUGCGGCUGCCCCUUCUACCAAAUGUCGAUUGGAUACCGGCGUCCCAACCACACCACGUCUCGACACUUUCAUCACAAAGAGCACACCAGCAACAGCCCCAGCAGCAGGGCGUUCGCCGACGCGGAAACGAUCCUCUUCGGGCCUUCUGCAGACUCGAAAACGAUUCAACCCACCCGCUUUCGCUCACAGCACCCACCAAUCCCCGGCCCUAUCCAUCUCAGCAGCACUAAACGGCACCAAAAAGUCCAGACUUCAAUCCCAGGCCCGCAAGACCCAGAUCCAAACACAAAUACGAACACAAUCUCGAGCACGAGCACGAGCCCCCACGACCAAGACGAUCGAAGAAUCCAAGCCGUCAUCAUGGUUCUUCGACAUUUUUGAAGAAAGCCAAGAAACGCAAGAAUACCGCAUGAACGAAUGGACCAUGACACAGAGCGCGACAGGGCUAGACAUCAGCGACGACGAGAGCAAGAGCAAAGCUGCAAAAUCAUUGGACAGAGGCAAAGAGAACGUCGAUCCGAAUGAGCUGCCUUCUGCUCCCAUGACACGAUCAAUGGCUGCUGCUGCUGCUGUGGCUGCUGCCACCGACUCACUCAUCACGGACGACUCGCAAGACGAGCGUAAACCUCUGGCUGACCUCAACCCUGCCAAGUACUAUGCCGAAGGCCUCGACGCAACAAGUGUCGUCCUUGUCCAUGACGAUACUCCUCAACAAGCCACCGAAGCUGAAGCUGAAGUUGAAUCUGAGAAGGUAGACUCGGUCGCAAAGAACGGUGUUUCACUCUCUUCAACCGCCAAAGUCAUUGAAAGUCUUCAAGUUCCAUCCAUUAAUGAAAUCCUCGGUGCCAUCGGUUCGAACAAGUUCGAUUUCAAGGCCGCUACCUCGAAACAAAUGGCAGAGACCAAUGCCGGUGCAGAAAUUGAAAUCUGGGAGAGCGAGAGCGCCAAAGACGAGAAUGAAAAGCCAGACCCAAACUCGGUCCCCGGCAGUCCCGCCUCCGUGGGUGAUCAGAAUGUCUUUGCACUGCAGGAGCUGUGAGGGCGUCACCUCACACCGCCCGGUUCCUUGUCGUUUCGUCUAUUGAUGAAUCGGAUCGAAUCGACAAAAGUUACCUUAUUGUCAAUCAACAUAGCUGUGUGGUACCUCGUAUUUACGUCCUGUCCUGGUGUGUCCGGUCUGUUGUGAUGUGACGUGUUGCGUUGUUGGGGUCUGUUAUGGCACCCAACAUCUGUAUGGUUCUUACCUUCCAAGCUUGUUUGUUCCACGCCGGGUAACUCGGAGGCUUUUUGGUUUGGGUUGGUGCACUGGGAAAGUCUAGCAACUACUAUACGGCACCUGACAUCUAGGUACCUAUGCUCUUUGUGUUGUGCGGAUUCGUCGAUUAGAAGCUGUGCUGUGUUCUGCGGGUGGGUUUCUGUCCGGGGGGUUCAUCGAUUAUAUGCCUGCUGCUGUGCUCUGUGUUCUGUGGGUGGAUUUCUCUUGAACGAAACGGCCGUGGAGUUAAUGAUGAUUAGGGCUGGAUGGAGUACUGGUACUGUACAUCUGUACAUCUCUGACAUUCAGUUGCUUGCGUUACCUACUAGUCUGUUGCUUGCAGUGGGGUUCUUCUCGAUUGAUGCAAGUUUUGAAGUUUCAAGUGUUCAAGUUCCUAGUUCCUGUCUCUCUUGCAAGUGCUCUCGUUCCAUACUAGUAUACUACCACCGUCUACCUACUGCACCUACUACUGUACCAGUAAGGUACUAUAACCCACGUACCCAGUCCACUUCCGAGGUCGAGUGUCUUCCCUACUAGUCCCGCUCGCCUACAAACUAUCACGGAGAGAAGAGCAUUGACUUAGAAACAACAAAGGUGUAUUGUGCUGCCCGCCUCUUGAGCCACCGCAAACUCCAGACUCCAUUAAUGCGGAAAACUUUAGGGCGGGCGUUGGAGCAAAGAACAGAUACUAUAGUGCAAGGCAAGGCAAGACACCCAGCCAGAAUCAAACUUGAAUACCAUAAUAUAAGCAAAACAUGU
Molecule: messenger RNA, 3065 nt
Organism: Exophiala dermatitidis NIH/UT8656
Lineage: Eukaryota; Fungi; Ascomycota; Eurotiomycetes; Chaetothyriales; Herpotrichiellaceae
Exons: 2
Coding region: 774-2090 (438 amino acids)
Source: RefSeq, a predicted model, not a curated record